AUGCAAGGAGCAGACGGCAGCAGGGUGGCGAUCAUCGGGUCAGGGAUCUCAGGGCUGGCGGCAGCAUGGUUGAUGCAGAAGUCAGGGUGGAAGGUGACCUUGUAUGAGGCGGAGGACUACUUCGGAGGGCACACGCUCACAGACGAGACGAUCCCGGGAGUUCCUGUGGACCUUGGCUUCCAGGUGUUCAACAGGACGACGUACGGGCACUUCGAGCAGUUCCUGGAGGCUCUGGGAGUAGACAGUGAGGAGAGCGACAUGAGCUUCGCCCUGUCUGUGGACGACGGGAAGGUCGAGUGGGGUAGCCACAACCUGUCUACCAUCUUCGCGCAGCGUCGCAACUUAGUCAGCCCCAAGUUCCUGCUCAUGAUCCGAGACGUGCUGCGGUUCGGGAAGGAGGCGCCCAAGGUGCUGGUGGAGGAGCAGUACGCGGACAUGACGCUGGGAGAGUACCUGAAGAAGGAGGGGUACAGUGAAGGGUUCACCUACUGGUACCUCCUCCCGAUGUGUGCAGCGGUAUGGAGCGUGAGCAACAAGCAGUGCAUGGAGUUCUCGAUCCGAGUGAUGAUCCGCUUCUGGGUGAACCAUCACCUCCUCGAGCUCAUCGAGAGGCCCAAGUGGAGGGUCGUCAAGGACAGGAGCAGGAGCUACGUCAGGAAGGUCGUGGAGAUCCUUCAGGACGCUCGCAGCAGCUGUGCCGUCCGGUCGGUCGUGCGCAAGGGGGACAAGGUGGAGGUGCGUGACGAGCAGGGGAAGUGUGAGGAGUUCGACCACGUGAUCUUCGCCACCCACUCGGACGUGACGAUGAAGAUCUUGGGAGGAGACAUCAGCAAGGAGGAGGAAGCGAUUCUCAAGGGCAUCCCCUAUGCUGAGAACGACGUCUACCUCCACCGAGACCCCAGCCUGAUGCCGAGGGAGAGGAAAGUGUGGGCCUCCUGGAACUGCCUGGAUAUGACGGAGCUCAACAAGGAUGCUCCUUCCGACCGCGCCGUGUGCGUGAGCUACUGGGUCAACUCGCUACAGCGUCUGCCUGAGGGGACCGGCGAUCUGUUUGUGACUCUGAACCCUCCUCAUGCCCCAGCAGAGGAAAAGACCGUGAAGCAUCUCAAGCUCUCGCACCCCGUCUUCUCCGGCGCCUCCAAGAAGUCGCAGGAGACGCUCGACAAGAUCCAGGGCGUGAAGAGGACAUGGUUCUGCGGAGCCUGGUGCGGGUACGGCUUCCACGAGGAUGGCAUGAAGUCUGCGGUCAACGUGGUGGAGAAGAUGGGCGGAAUGAUCCCUUGGGUCCCUCGACCCACAUCUCCCUACAUGCCCCUCCUCACCCGCUUCGUCUGCUCCUCCGUCCACAGGUUCGCGGGCAGGGCGAUCAAGCGCGGUUCCCUUAGGCUGAUCAUGCCCAACGGGACGGAGGUGGUGUACGGGAACCCCGAGCAGAAGUACGUGGAGGAGGAGGGAGGGGACGAGAAGAAGGGGAGGAGGGAGGUGUACCACUCGCGCGUGAGGGUCUUCGACUGCAAGUUCUUUCACCGGAUCGCUAAGGAUACAGACAUCGGGCUGGGCGAGAGCUACAUGAACGGAGAGUUCGAGCCCGACGACCUGACCAACUUCCUAAACGUCCUCACGCAGAACGUCGAAGAGUUCAACUCGCUGCAGAAGAGCCUCGGGGUCCUCAACUGGAUCGGCACUCAGGUGCAGACGAUGGCGCAUAUGGCCAGGGCCAACACGGUGGAGGGUUCGCUCAAGAACAUCAACGAGCACUAUGACCUUGGCAACGACAUGUACAGGCUCUUCCUCGACGAGACCUGGAUGUACUCCUCCGGCGUCUUCAACAGCCCACAGGACACCCUCUACCAGUCCCAGCUCAACAAGCUGGACCUGAUCCUCGACAAGCUGGAACUCAACUCGGGCCAUCACAUCUUCGAGAUCGGCUGCGGCUGGGGAGGUUUCGCAAUCAGGGCGGUGGAGCGCUUCGGGUGCAGGGUAACGGGGAUCACGAUCAGUGAGGAACAGUUCAGCUACGCCACGGCCAAGGUGGAGGAGCGGGGCAUGAGCGACAGGAUCACCAUCCUCUUCUGCGACUACCGCAAGCUGCCGGCCGAGCUGCUGGGGAAGUUUGACAGGCUGGUAUCGAUCGAGAUGAUCGAGGCGGUGGGGCACGAGAACCUCGGGGAGUACUUCGGAGUGAUCGAGCAGCUGCUGGUGCCGGGAGGCAAGGCCGUCAUCCAGGCCAUCACAUACAAGGACGAGCACUACAUGGAGUACUGCCGCUGCUCUGACUUCAUCCGCCGCCAUAUCUUCCCUGGGGGCCACCUGCCGUCCAUGGGGGCGAUGCUGGGGGCGACGAGGAACUCUUCGCUCUUCUGCCAGCAUGUGGAAGACAUCGGCCUGCACUAUGCGCGGACCCUCAAGAUGUGGCACGAGAACUGGACGGGGGCGGAGGACAAGAUCAAGAAGCUGGGGUACUCGGACGAGUUCUACAGGAAGUGGAGGUUCUACUUCAGCUACUGCGAAGCUGGUUUCCAGCUGCAGUUCAUUCACAACUACCAGAUCGUGUGGUGCAAGUCGCCUGUCUCGCUGGCCAGGACCAGCCGCGCCGCCGCCUCCUCCUCCUCCCCCUUCUCGUUCUCUGCCCUGGACACCAACACGAUGAGCAUGGUGUGGUGCUUCGUGGCAGGGUUCGCAGGGGGCAAGUACAUCAACACCCUUUGGUUGGUUCCUAUCAUGUCCGUCUUGUUUCUCCUCCUCUCUCUUUCCUGUGGCUUCUUCUCCUCCAUGGCGGCUGGGCGGAUCUACACGGACCUCGACGAUGCGAAGCAGCGGCAGUGGGCGAGGAGCGUGGUGUCUGGGGUGUACAGCCUCUUGACUGUCCUCCUCCUCCUCGUCGGGUUCUUUGUCUCGAGCUUCAGCAACCCCUUCAGGAGCGACGCAGGGCAGGUCUGCAACCUCCUCCUCAGCAUGACCUGCGGCUUCAGCAUCUGGUCCCUCUUUGACGGCAUCAAGAACCGGGCCAACGUCCGCUCCUCUGCCAGGUCGGGCGUUGCUGGCAGCACCAUCGCCCUGUGCUGCGGCGUCAUCUGCCUAGCCAAGCAGCUGCUGGUCCCCUACAUCUGCCUCACCCUCCUCUCUGAAGUCCACUCCCUCCUCAUGCACGCCCUCGACAUCGCGCAGCUCGCCCUCCUCUCCUCUCCCUUGCUCGAGAAGCUCCACUGGGGAUCGCUCGGUCUGUUCAGGAUCGCAGGGCACGCGCUGCUCACAGUCAAGGUGUACUCGGAUCGCGGGAGCUUCCCCAACAGCCUCCUCUUCCUCGUCGCUCUCAGCGGCAUGCUGGUACUCAACGGGCUCAACCUUCGACUCCUUGUCGACCUUGUGCUUCAUCCCAUCGGCCAUCGUCUUGCUAGAAGCGCUCCUCCUGAAACUGCUCGAAAAGUCAAGAACGAGUAGGCGGUCAAGUAUAGAGGGUCUCAGUUUUCCUGUUGUUUCAUUGGGUACAAGUACAGUAAAGCUUUCAAAGCACAUCGACAGUUCCUCUCUGUGUCCUACUUUCUUGCUCAUCUUGCUGUGUAGAAUCCGCUGGACGAGCUUCGCGGGACGCUCACCGGCGGGUUGCUCACUAGCGGGUUGCUCACUAGCGGUUUGCUCCGCGU
Molecule: messenger RNA, 3644 nt
Organism: Guillardia theta CCMP2712
Lineage: Eukaryota; Cryptophyceae; Pyrenomonadales; Geminigeraceae
Exons: 4
Coding region: 1-3441 (1146 amino acids)
Source: RefSeq, a predicted model, not a curated record